GGCCAAUCUCCAAUCUGUUCAAAUCUUGAAGGCCAAUCUGCGGGACCUGAAACAGAAGUUACUUGGAAGCACCUCCCAAAAAUUGGUCGAAUUAGAAGCCCACGAAAUAGGCACACAAAAAACAAGGCUUACUCUGAAGAGAAAGCUCGCAGAUUUUGAAGAAACGGCAGACAAAAUACACAACAAAAACAAACCGUUGCAGGGAGAAAUGAUCAAACUGCAGGGUCUGCUGGCCAGCAUGGUCAAACAAAGAGCAGAACUUGAUGAGAAGCGGAGGGAUGUUGAUGCUGGUUCAGAAAGAGUCAAUCAUGAGACAGAAAAGUUACUUUCAAGGAAGAAUCAAAUUGAUGCAGAUGAAGAAAGACUAGCCACUGAGAAAGAGAAGAUGGAGCAACUGCGAUCUGAGAUGAAAGCAUGGGAGGAAAACUCAAAAACCAACAUUCAGUCAGUUGAAAUCCUGAAGGCCAAUCUGCUUGACUUGAAGGAGAAGAUACUUGGAAGCAUUUCCAAAGAAUCGGUCAAGUUAGAAGCCCACGAAAUAGACACACAAAAAACAAGGCUAACUCUGAAGAGCAAGCUCGCAGAUUUUGAAGAAACAGCAGACAAAAUUCACAACAAAAACAAACUGUUGCAGCGAGAAAUGAUCAAACUACAGGGUCUGCUGGCCAGCAUGGUCAAACAUACAGCAGAACUUGAUGAGAAGAGGAGAGAUGUUGAUGCUGGUACAGAAAGAGUCAAUCAUGAGACAGAAAAGUUACUUUCAAGGAGGAAUCAAAUUGAUGCAGAUGAAGAAAGACUAGCCACUGAGAAAGAGAAGAUGGAGCAACUGCGAUCUGAGAUGAAAGCAUGGGAGGAAAACUCAAAAACCAACAUUCAGUCAGUUGAAAUCCUGAAGGCCAAUCUCCAAUCUGUUGAAAUCUUGAAGGCCAAACUGUGGGACCUGAAUGAGAAGAUACUUGGAAGCAUUUCCAAAGAAUCGGUCAAAUUAGAAGCCCACAAGAUUGGCAUAGAAAAGACAACGCUUUCCUUGAAGACCAUGCUUACAGAUGUCGAAGAAACAGCAGACAAAAUACACAACAAAAACAAACUGUUGCAGGGAGAAAUUAUCAAACUACAGGGUCUGCUGUCCAACAUUGUCAAACAAAGGGCAGAACUUGAUGAGAAGAGGAGGGAUUUUGAUUCUUGUUCAGAAAGCGUAAAUAAUGGAACAGAAAUCUUACUUUCGAUGAUAAAUCAUAUUGAUGGAGCUCAUAGCAUUUAUCCAGAAAGUGGAUAUGCUCCAAUUGUAUCCCUUCGUGACAAAGUGGGUAAAGAAAAGAGACAAAGGCUUCUCACUCAGCCUGAAUCAUUGGCCUUUAGAGGUGUUUACAUCGUAAAUAUCUCUGAAAAAGUAUGGCUGCGAAAAAUCUGGAAGGAUACAAAUAUGGAAAAGAAGGGAAUUAAUCAGAUGAAAUGCACAGGCCGUGAGAUGAAAAAACACUUGGAGAAACGGUUAAAAGUGGUUACUGGUUUUGUUCAAACAUAUUGGUUAGACAAGGCAAAGACAUUUGUUGAGAAAAAACAUUCAAAUGAAGAAUUUUUUCAAACUUGGCAAAGUAAUUCGGAGGAAAAGGAUAAAACAAAGAAGAAAAAUUGUUUGAACCAUCAGAAACUUAAAGCUGAGAUUCUCUGUGCCAUAGAGGCUCUAGCUUUCAUCAAAGAAAAGACGACUAGAGCACUGAAUACUUGUGAAUUAAGUCAAAACAAUCAGUUGGACAAGUGAGUAGAAAAUUUUGUUAUGGACUGUUUUUGUCAGCUGCAGUUUUCGUAUCAAAAAUGUCCAAAUGACCAAAAAAAAAAAAAAAAAUGGAGUGGUCUUUGACUUGGCACAUAAGAGCCUCGGCUUGUUUUUGGUCGGAACGCUACGACUUGAAUGAAAAUAUAAACACAACACUUGUUUUUGUUCUUUCUUUCAUGAUCUGGAGUAAAAAGAUCAAAAACCUAAACACUGAUGAUAGUUGAUUUCCCUCAAAUAUUGUUAACUUUUCUGUCUAAAUCUUUGUUGGUCAAAAUUUCUCCUUCAUCGACAUAAUCCAUCCCACCUCACAGAGGUGGCAUAGCAAGAUACAACAUUAUUGUACAGGUGCCCCUGAGGCUGGCCACAAUGAAAGGCCACUGUGAAAUGUGCAGUUUUUUCACAUGGCGCAACGUUGCAAGUUUUAAGGGAGCGUGCAAUUGGCAUGUUGGCUGCAGGAAUGCCCACCGGGACAUUUUACUGUGAAAUGAAUAGUCAUUCCACUACCAUCAUCUCCCAAGGCGUCUCAGACAAUUUGUGAUUACAACCGCAGACCAUGUGUAACCACACCAAGCUAAGAUUGUCCUUGUGGUUGUCCUUGCCUGGACUCCCCUCUAGAGUUACUUUUGUGUUACACUUUCUGUUUUACCUCUUGGCGUUAAUUCCAUUUUUGCAGGCUGGGUGUGGCAGAUCUAGAAGUACACCUGCAACUCAUCAGCAAUUCCCAUUGCUUUAAAAGGCAUGGCCUAGGCAGCAUGCAGGUGCCAGAUGCUUCUGCCAAUCACCAGUGGUCACCCACCCAGCCAAGUCCUCAAAGCUUCCUGUUUGAAAGAAGCCCCUUGCCAUGGCUAUUGUCUGACUCAUCAACACCAUCAGCAGUUCAAUCUGUUGUCUUUGACUGGAUAAAAUCCCUUAAACUCUCCAUCUGCUUCCUGGUCGCACUUUGGCCCAUGUCAGCUUCACCUACCCUGCCUGAACUAAUUAUCUGGCUGAAAGGAAAAUUGGACCAAGCAACUCCCAACAGUUUCCAAGAAGCUCUCGGACACCAGGGAAGUAUGCUGGAUAAGCAUGAGCAGAUGUUACAUAGAUUUGGAGAAACACUACAGACGAUUUACAUGGACUUGCAGCAGGUCAAGACCAGUGUUGUUAAUAACGGCGUUACAAUAUAACGGCGUUACUAACGGCGUUAUUUUUUUCAGUAGUGGGUAAUCUAAUUAAUUACUUUUCUCAUCUUGGCAACGCCGUUACCGUUACUGAGGACGGAAAGGCAUGCGUUACUAUGCGUUACUAUAUUGGUCGAAAAGUCUGAGGGAGACGGACUCACCGAGACGACAGAGCAGAGCAGGAGCAGGGAGGAGGCAAGAAAGUUGUGACGCCGAGCAAACGCGAUGCUAGGUAGCUCCAAUAAUACAUGUUGUAGCCGAUAGCCGACAAACUACGGCCGCAUGUUAUGGUAGAUAUGGUAGACAUGGUAGAUAUCACAUGUACUGUAUAUAGAUAUAACUAGAUGCAAAAUGACAGACAUGGCACUAAAUGCGUUAGUAGACAGCCGCCAUCUUAAAGCAGUAGGCUUUUUAGGACGGCUCUGUUGUAGAGAACCUUCCUAGCGAACCUAAGUAACUUUUUAUCUAAAAUACUUCUAAAUCGGCAAAAUCUUGACUUGAAUCUAUCUUUAAAUGAUGAAACAGUUUUAAAACUUUCAUAUGUCGAAAGUAGAGAGAAGGGAACUAAUGCAAUAAUGGGAGCAAUUUUAACAACUUUUAACAGUUGAUUCAGGGUAAAGGGUAAAUUAGGGUAAAGAAUUGGGCUCGGGCCAAUUGUACCAAAAACCUCCACAAAAAAACUUCACAUAGUGUGGCCAAUGUUUUUUUUUUUUUUUUGGAAAAAAAAAAGUCAUUAUCACCAAUUACUUUGCCAAGUAACUAAUUACUCUUACAUUCAGGUAAUUGAGUUACAAACACAAUUACUUUUUGGGAGAAGUAAUUUGUCACUAUAAUUAAUUACUUUUUUUCAGUAAGAUUAACAACACUGGUCAAGACACAGCACUGGCAACCACCACAAAGACCUCCACAUCUAGCAUGUUCAUCUCCAAGAUGAUCUGAGAUCUGCUGGGUAUUGCAGCAAUUGGUUUUCAUGAGCAAUUCAUGUCUGUGCAUACUGUCAAAAACAUUCUCAGGCAAGCUCAUGCAUGCUCCUCGUGCUCAUCGAGAUUGCAACCUGACAGCAGUUUGUUACAGUUACAGAUUUGAGUGGGUGAAUGCUCGCAUAUAAAUUGGACAUAUGAUAAGACAUUCUUUCUGUAUAUGUGUACUUGCAAAUUUGGACGCAACAAUACAAAAAGUACACCCACAACAUUUUUCAACAAAGUCACCGUGUUUUUCACUACACUUGCACCGUUGUUGCACAAGGUUUCUAAUGCCUUCAUUAAGUUUUUGAUUGAGCAGCAGGCAACGUAUGCACCGCCUCCUUCACCUGUUGAUUUGGUGGCGAAACGACUGCGGCUAAAGCAUCUUUAAGCGGACUGAAAAGAUGGUAAUCCGACGAGGCGAGAUCAGGACGGUAUAGAGGAUACUCAAACACUUUGAAAUGUGUGGGCAGCAAUAUGUAAAUGAACAUUGUCAAGCAAAUAAGGAACACCUUCUGAGAAUAGACCUUGGUUUGUUGCAAAUGGAUGACUUCAGCUUGUGCCUCUACACUUGUCCGACCGCUUUUGAACUGUUUCAUCCACUGGUAAACACUGCGCCGUGGUAAAACAUUGCCCCCUUACUGUACUGAAAGUCUUCUAUAGAUUUCAGUUCCUGGUACACACAAAAUGGAUUACACGUCUCUGUUCUUCUUUGGUAUAAAUGGAGAGUUGUGCAGCUAUCGUUUCAUCCCAACGAUGCAAAGUGGCCUGAGGUGAUAACGUAGAAAUUUACCACAAGGAAGGUGGCUUGCGCCAUCUAGAAGCUGACAUAUCAUGCAAAGCCUUACAGCCAAUAUACACGCAAUUAAAGUAAGAGUGCAGCUACGUAUUGACUUACUCUCGUGUGUGUGUGUGUUUGUGUAUUUAUACUACAUAUAUACAUAUAUUUGUUUUUUUACUUCCCUGGUCUACCUUCAGUUAUAUUUUAGUGGUUUUAAAAUCGAACUUGUUUGUCUUCAUGUAAUAAACCUUUUGAAAAUUUGGAAAUUGUCCUGUUGUCUUAAUAAAUGAAAAUGGCUGAAAGUUGGACUUUUUCCUCAUAUAAUUCCGUGCAGAUUGUGGGUUUUUUUGCGUGCUUUUUUUUUUAUUAGAUUUUUUUUAAACUGGUUGUUCUAAAGAUUCUGGAAUGCAAAUAUAUGAAACUAAAGGGUAUUUAAACAUUAAAUGUUUCACCAGAAUAAAAUCAUUGGCUGCUAUUGACAGCAACAGAUGCUUUAAAACAGUUUUUCCAAUUGCCACAGUAUUUUGGUCAAAUUACUACUUAAAACACUGACAAUAAUGAAACAGGUCAA
Molecule: messenger RNA, 5251 nt
Organism: Corythoichthys intestinalis (scribbled pipefish)
Lineage: Eukaryota; Metazoa; Chordata; Actinopteri; Syngnathiformes; Syngnathidae
Exons: 2
Coding region: 209-1762 (517 amino acids)
Source: RefSeq, a predicted model, not a curated record